AUGCAUUGGUUCAGGACUUGGAAACUACAGGAAAUAACAAAACAGCAGCUAAUGGCUCACUUGGACUCCAUCAGAAAAGACACGGGCAUACUAGAGAAAAGUGAAUUUGCAAAUCUGAGAGCAGAGAACGAGAAAAUGAAAUUUGAAUUAGACCAAAGUAAACAUCAACUGAUGCAUGAAACUGGUCGAAUUAGAGCAGAUAAUAAAUUGGGCAUCAACCUAGAAAGGAGCAGAGUAACAGAUAUGUUUACAGAUCAAGAAAAGAAACUUAUGGAAACAAUCACAGAAUUUACCAAAAAGGAUGCCCAAACCGAAAGUGUUAUUUCAGAAACCAGUCAUAAAAUUGAUACUGAAAUCGCUUCCUUAAAAACACGGAUGGGGUCUAACAGACUUUGA
Choloepus didactylus (southern two-toed sloth) is the source of this 396-nucleotide messenger RNA. Its product is annotated as coiled-coil domain-containing protein 90B, mitochondrial-like. Bases 1 to 396 code for a protein of 131 amino acids. The transcript has 2 exons. The record is from RefSeq and is a predicted model, not a curated record. Gene Ontology annotation, cellular component: mitochondrion. Lineage: Eukaryota; Metazoa; Chordata; Mammalia; Pilosa; Megalonychidae.